UCUUCACAGCCCUCUGAAGUUGACCUGAGAUCUGAAAAAGGCGCAAAAUGGUGGUCUCAUUUCCGGCUCUCCUGCGACCCUUCCGACUCUGUCGAUGGGACCCGACACCCUGGGCGCGGUUGGCAGGGCCUACAAAGCUCAGGACCGGUGACCCAAACUCUUGGGCCCCUGCCAGGAUGGCGGUGACAGUGACGCUGGAGCCCGCGGGCCGCUGCCGCUGGGACGAGCCGGUGCGCAUCGCCGUGCGCGGCCUGGCCCCGGGACAACCGGUCACGCUGCGCGCGUCCCUGCGCGACGAGAAGGACGAGCUCUUCCGAGCCCACGCGCGCUACUGCGCCGACGCCCACGGCCAGCUGGACCUCGAGCGCGCGCCCGCGCUGGGCGGCAGCUUCACGGGCCUCGAGCCCAUGGGGCUCCUCUGGGCUUUAGAGCCCGAGAAGCCCUUGCUGCGGCUGGUGAAGCGGGACGUACAGACGCCCUUCGCCGUGGAGCUGGAGGUGCUCGAUGGCCACGACCCGGAGGCCGGAGGGCUCCUGGGCCGGGCGGUGAACGAGCGCGACUUCCUGGCGCCGGGGGUGCGGCGCGAGCCCGUGCGCGUGGGCCGGGUGCGCGCCACGCUCUUCCUGCCGCCAGGCACAGGACCAUUCCCUGGAAUCCUCGAUCUUUUUGGAAGUGGUGGUGGCCUUUGUGAAUACAGGGCCAGCCUCCUGGCUGGACAUGGUUUUGCUGUGCUCGCUCUGGCUUAUUUCAGAUUUGAAGACCUCCCUAAAUAUUUGAAUAACGUGUGCCUGGAGUACUUUGAAGAAGCUGUGGACUUCAUGCUGCAACAUCCAAAGGUGAAAGGCCCUAGUGUUGGGCUUCUUGGCUUCUCCAAAGGAGGUGACCUGUGUCUCUCAAUGGCCUCUUUCUUGAAGGGCAUCACAGCUACUGCAGUUAUUAAUGCCUGUGUGGCCAACACAAUAGCUCCUCUGCAUUACAAGGAUAUGAUUAUUCCUAAUCUCAGCAGUGACCCAGGAAAAUAUAAAAUCACUGAGUCAGGCGUUUUGAAUUUGGAGGAUAUUUGGAAUGACCCACUGGAGAAACCCAACCACCGAAGUCUUAUUCCAUUGGAAAAGGCCCAGGGACCCUUCCUGUUUAUCGUUGGCAUGGAUGAUCAUAACUGGAAGAGUGAAUUCUAUGCCCAGAUAGCCUCUGAACGGUUACAAGCCCAUGGGAAAGACAGACCCCAGAUAAUCUACUACCCAGGAACUGGCCAUUGUAUUGAUCCGCCUUAUUUUCCUCUUUGUAGAGCCUCUGUGCAUGCAGUUUUGGACCAACCAGUAUUCUAUGGAGGUGAGCCAAAGGCUCACUCAAGGGCACAGGUAGAUGCCUGGCAGCAAAUCCAAACUUUCUUCCAUAAACACCUCAAUGUCAGUAAUUUUUCCUUGAUGCUUAGUGGCUCAAAGAAGUUGAAGCCUAAAAGAAACUUAGUUGGAGACACUUAAAAACAACAACAGCAACAAAAAACAAAUCAAGGGCUUCCCUGGUGGCGCAGUGGUUGAGAAUCUGCCUGCCAAUGCAGGGGACACGGGUUCGAGCCCUGGUCUGGGAAGAUCCCACACGCCGCGGAGCAACUGGGCCCGUGAGCCACAGCUACUGAGCCUGCGUGUCUGGAGCUUGUGCUCCGCAACAGAGGCCGCGACAGUGAGAUGCCCGCGCACCGCGAUGAAGAGUGGCCCCCACUCGCCGCAACUAAAGAAAGCCCACGCACAGAAAUAAAGACCCAACACAGCCAAAAAAAAAAAAAAAGUUGGAUCAUAUAUUCAAAAACAAAAAAUCAUAAAAUAUAACCAAAUUCAGCCCAUUGUUCUGCUUUUGUUUGUACGCCUAAUGCCCUUGAAUGUACUUCCAUCAGGAUGAGAAAGGCCAAUGAACCAUUUUGAAAGCAAAUAUUGAUACAUGUUUUCGUCAACCACUGAUCCUUUAAGAAAUAUUUGUAUAAACCUGUUACAAUUCUCAGCAAACUGAAAACCACAAACACUUCUUAAUUCUUUCAGAGUAUCAUGGUUAAGCUAUUGUGUACAUUCAUUUUAAAUGGUCUUUGCACACUGGAAACAUAAAAGCUUGUGGGAAGCAUUCUGUUUUUUCAGGUGGUACAUGCAGAGAUGCACAACAUCCAAUAUUUAUGGCCACUAUAAUGAUGGAUGUGGGCGGCAGAAGUCAAAAUUCUUUGAGUUAGGGACUUCCCUGGUGGCGCAGUGGUUAAGAAUCCGCCUGCCAGUGCAGGAGACACAGGUUCAAGCCCUGGUCCGGGAAGAUCCCACAUGCCACGGAGCAACUAAGCCCGUGAGCCACAACUACUGAGCCCACAUGCUGCAACUACUGAAGCCCGCGUGCCUAGAGCCUGUGUUCCGCAACAAGAGAAGCCACUGCGAUGAGAAGCCCACACACCGCAACGAAGAGUAGCCCCGGCUCGCCGCAACUAGAGAAAGUGCUCGUGAACAACGAAGACCCAACGCAGCCAUAAAUAAAUAAAUUUAUUUUUUUAAAAAAAU
Molecule: messenger RNA, 2534 nt
Organism: Lagenorhynchus albirostris (white-beaked dolphin)
Lineage: Eukaryota; Metazoa; Chordata; Mammalia; Artiodactyla; Delphinidae
Product: acyl-coenzyme A thioesterase 6-like
Exons: 4
Coding region: 48-1484 (478 amino acids)
Biological process (GO): acyl-CoA metabolic process; fatty acid metabolic process
Molecular function (GO): fatty acyl-CoA hydrolase activity
Source: RefSeq, a predicted model, not a curated record